Dermochelys coriacea (leatherback sea turtle) is the source of this 2871-nucleotide messenger RNA. RefSeq names its product discoidin, CUB and LCCL domain containing 2 (gene DCBLD2). Bases 123 to 2234 code for a protein of 703 amino acids. The record is from RefSeq and is a predicted model, not a curated record. The transcript is spliced from 16 exons. Lineage: Eukaryota; Metazoa; Chordata; Testudines; Dermochelyidae.
CCCGGGGGCGGCGCCGCUGGCUGGUCCCGUUGCCGGCCGCGGGGCAGGGGAGCGCAGCGGCCCGGCGCGGCCCGCGGGAUGCACGGGGGCGGCGGGCGGCCGGGCUGGAGACGCCGCGGGGCAUGCUGAGCCCGCAGCGCCCGCGCCCGCGCCCGCGCCGCGCGGGGACCCGGCCGGCGGCCGCCGCGCGGCUCCUGCUGCUGCUGCUGCUGCUGCUGCGGGGCGCCGGGGCGCAGAAAGGUGAUGGUUGUGGACACACUGUUCUGGGCCUGGAAAGUGGAACUCUUACUUCAAUAAACUACCCACAGACCUAUCCCAACAGCACGGUGUGCGAGUGGGAGAUCCGUGUAAAAUCCGGACAGAGAGUUCAGCUCAAAUUUGGUGAUUUUGAUAUUGAAGAUUCAGAUGCUUGCCAUUUUAAUUACUUGAGAGUUUACAAUGGAAUUGGACCCACCAGGACAGAGAUAGGAAAAUACUGUGGUCUAGGCUUUCAGAUGGACAGUUUAAUUGAGUCAAAAAGUAAUGAAGUCACAGUACAGUUCAUGAGUGGGACACACCUUUCUGGGCGUGGAUUUCUUGCCUCAUAUUCAACCACUGAUAAAACAGACCUAAUAACCUGUUUAGACAAUGCAAGUCAUUUUUCUGAACCAGAAUUCAAUAAGUAUUGUCCAGCUGGAUGUGUGAUUCCUUUUGCUGAUAUUUCUGGCACUAUUCCUCAUGGAUAUAGCGAUUCCUCGUCACUUUGCAUGGCUGGUGUGCAUGCAGGAGUGGUGUCCAAUAUUCUGGGUGGCCAAAUCAAUGUUGUAAUCAGCAAAGGCAUUCCAUAUUAUGAAAGCUCUUUGGCUAAUAAUGUCACCUCAAAAGUAGGACUAUUAUCUGCAAGUCUCUUCACAUUUAAGACUAGUGGUUGCUAUGGGACACUGGGAAUGGAAUCUGGAGUAAUCCCUGAUUCUCAGAUUACUGCAUCAUCAAGUCUAGAGUGGCCUGACGAAACAGGCCUGGCAAACAUCUGGACUCCUGAAAGAGCCAGAUUGAAAAGGCCUGGACCUCCUUGGGCUGCUUUUACCACUGAUGGAUAUCAGUGGUUACAAAUAGACCUGAAUAAAGAAAAGAGAAUAACAGGCAUUAUAACUACUGGAUCCACCAUAGCAGAGUACUACUAUUACAUCUCUGCCUACCGAAUUCUAUACAGUGAUGAUGCACAGAAAUGGACAGUAUACAGAGAACCUGGUGUUGAUCAGGAUAAGAUAUUUCAAGGAAACACUGAGUAUUACCAGGAAGUUCGCAAUAACUUCAUUCCACCUAUUAUUGCACGUUUUGUUAGGGUUAACCCAUUAAAAUGGCAUCAGAAAAUUGCAAUGAAAGUGGAACUGCUAGGAUGUCAGUUUAAUAUAGGUCGGGCUCCAAAACUUACCAUGCCACCACCACCACCACAAAGUAGCAACGACUUCUCCCUGCAGACUGAUAAAACAACCUCCACUCCUGAGAUCAAAAACACCACUGUGACUCCAAUUGUAACCAAAGAUGUGGCACUGGCAGCAGUCCUAGUUCCAGUAUUGGUGAUGGUCUUCACUACUCUCAUUCUGAUCUUAGUGUGUGCAUGGCACUGGAGAAACCGAAAGAAAAAAGCUGAAGGAACAUACGACUUACCUUACUGGGAUCGUGCAGGGUGGUGGAAAGGCAUGAAGCAGUUUCUCCCUGCCAAGUCAGCAGAGCAUGAAGAAACCCCUGUUCGCUAUAGCAACAGUGAAGUUAGUCACCUGAGACCAAGAGAAGUCCCAACUAUCUUACAGGCUGAGUCUGCAGAGUAUGCUCAACCACUGGUAGGGGGAAUCGUUGGCACACUUCAUCAGAGAUCAACCUUUAAACCAGAAGAAGGAAAAGAAGCAAGCUAUGCUGAUGUGGAUCCUUACAACUCACCUGUACAAGAAGUUUAUCAUGCUUACGCUGAACCAUUACCUGUCACUGGACCAGAAUAUGCAACCCCAAUAAUCAUGGACAUGUCGGGUCAUUCCACCGCACCUCUUGGUGUCUCUUCUAUUUCUACUUUCAAGGCUACAGGGAACCAAGCCCCUCCCACAGUGGGAACUUGCAAUAAACUCUUAGCUAGGACAGAUAGCUCAUCAUCUGCACAUGCACUGUAUGAUACACCAAAGGGAAUGCCUGGACUGGGUUCCUCAGUUGAAUUGGUGUAUCAGGUACCACAGAGCAUGCCACAUUUCACAGGAAGUUGAGAACUGAGAUGUGUACUGCAUAGUGGUUUCACCUCUCAGCGGAGAAGCACUUCCACCAGGGACUGGAUGGUACAAGUACUAAAACAAAACAGUCACCACUACCAAGAGAUUGAAGUCAUCAGACUCAGUCUUUCAAGACCUUGAUAACCAGGCUGGAUCCAUUUAAACCACAGUGGUUCAAAUAACCAAAUUUUAAUUUAGUUGUGCAUUUGUAUUUUUUGGUCGCUUUCUUGAAGAAAAAGUUAAUUCUCAUUGUAUGGUAUCCAUUAAAAGAUAUUGAUUUGCAACUAAAUAUAGCUCGCUUUCUAAAUUUGGCACUUCUUGCCAACCAGGAAGAUACUCUAUAUCUAUAUAUGUUUUAUUUAAGCAAUUAUAUAGCACAGCAUUCAUUUAUUCAGAUAAAUUUACAAUUUUUAACAUUAAAAAUGGUGAAUAAUGCAUUUCUUUUGUAGAUUUUUUUUUUUUUUUACACUAGUGGUUUCUGUCAAGCUGCUUGUGGACUAGAAAUUGGAACUCAAUUAAAAUUCAGUUAAAUUCAAAUAAACAGCAUUUUUAAUUGUUUUAUUAGUUAUAUAAUAGCUUAUAUAUAACCUUAUAUAUGUUAAACUUACUUGCUUACACAUUUGCAUUUAAAACU